AUGUCUAAGGAAGAAGAGAAGGCUUAUUAUAGGAUUAAUGAACCUGACCCUAAGGAAGAGGAGGCUGACAGUGAAAUUACCACUGGCAAGAAGAGGUCGAAGAAGAAAUUGUAUAUUGUUAUAGGAUGUGUGGUCUUUGUGGCCGUUGCAGUCGGGAUUUUGCUCCUGGUGCUGUUCUUAGUGGGUAGAGCAAAGAGGCUCCCUUCAGGAUAUAAUGGAUUUGUACAAAGAGAAGCAGCUAAUUUAAGAUACUCAUAUUUUGCUCACAUUGUUCGGGAGAAGGACAUCGACUCACCCAUAGUUUUUGACAAUGAUACCAACCCAGAGUUCACUAACGUUGAUUUUAACAUUUGCAUGGUCACUCAGAGAUCUUAUAGAUUAACAUAUCAACCAAGAGAGGAACAUCUAGAUGGCCAACAAAGAUGGACAGUUCCUGAAAACCUAUUCACAGAAAAUGAGUGCGAUCCUACUUUAAGGCUCAGUUUUGGCGAGUUCCAGGUCGAUGAAGCUCCUUUUGGAUUUUCUCUGAAAAAUCCAACCCAUAAGAACACCUUCUGGCUGUCUACAAAGGAUAGGAACCUACUACUAUCUGACAAAUAUAUGGAAGUUGGCUUUGAAGUCCACUCCCACGAAAUUUUUGGAUGGGGAGAGAGGACAAGAGACUUCUUACUUAAUGAAGGGGAGUACACAAUCUGGCCAACUGGGGUCAGGAAGGAAGUAGACCCUGGAAAACUUGGGUACAAUACCUACGGAGACCACCCAUUCGUCCUUGCUAGACUCAAGGACAAUACUUUCUUAGGUUUGUUCUUGAAGAACAGUAAUGCAAAGGUAAUGAAAUUUACAAAGGAGAGCCAGGGAAGAUCCAUCAUUAAUUUCAGAACAACUGGAGGAAUCCUUGAUAUCUUUGCCUUUAUGGGAGACACUGCUGAGCAAGUUUUGCAAGAGUACCACAAUGCUAUUGGAAAGCCAAAGCUUCCUCCUCUAUGGGCUUUAGGGUUCCAGCAAGGCUCAACUAGCUAUACUACAAGCGACAUCGCAAUGGAAUCUGUCAGAAAGUACAAGGAAGCGGGAAUUCCUCUUGAAACAUUAUUUAUUGAUGAAAAUUACAUGAAGGAGUACUUGCCAUUUAAUGUGGAUACUAAGAACUUCAAUAUGAACAAGAUGGUGAAGGAACUACAUAGUAACAACCAGAAGGUGUACAUGUCUAUGCAUGCUUGUAUUCCAGUUUAUGACGAUAAUGGAAAUAUCUAUUCAUACUUCACUCAAGGAAAGAAGGUCUUUAUCAAGUCUGCAACCCAAACUACUGAUUUUGCAGGAGAUAUCUUGAUUGGAGAUUUCUUACCAGGAAAGUGCGCUUAUGUUGACUAUCAAAACCCUGACUCGUAUGAAUUCCUGACAGGCGCUCUUAGAAAUCUCUGGAAUAGUUUCAAUUAUGAUGGCGCUCAGUUUAAUUUCAAUGAGAUUUACCAAAAUUGUGAUGGAGAGUGUCCUACAGACGACCCAGAGGAAGUCUCGGGAAGAUUUGAUGAUUUACCAUUUAACCCUCUUGGAGAAAUGAAUGGGCUGACAUUAGAAUCAAAUACAAUUUCUUUAGACUCAAGGAUAGGAAACCCUCCUGAAGAAGGAUUGGAAGACGCAAGUGUCACUUUCAAUAACAAAGGACUUUAUGGAACUAUUCAGUCAUCUUAUGCUUCAACAUUCUUUCAGUAUGGGGUUGGCUCUCGACUCCAAGGAAAGAGAUCAUUCGUGUUGUCAAGGUCUACCUUCCCAGGAGCAGGUACAGAAGUAGGCCAUUGGCUUGGAGAGAACAGAAAUUCUUUCCAGGAGAUGAGGCAUUCUAUUUCAGGGAUACUAAACUUCAAUAUGUUUGGUAUCCCGCUUACUGGAGCUAAUGUUUGUGGUAGUUUUGGGUAUGAUAAUGAAGAAAUCUGUGCAAGAUGGUACCAAUUAGCCUCAGUAUAUCCCCUGUCUAGGUCUUACUAUGAUGGAGAAUUUGGAGAAAAAGAAGCAUGGGGUUUUAAAAGAGAACAUUAUCUUGAAGGAGCUAAGAACGCUCUGACUCUCAGACUAAGCUUGUUGAGAUAUUUCUAUACUAUAUUCUUUGAAAUCAGUCAAAAUGGUGGCACAUUCUGGAGACCUCUUUUCUUCGAAUUCCCAGAAGAUGAUGAAGCUGUUAAAGAUGUUGAGCAUACCUUUAUGGUUGGUAAUGCAUUAAAAUUCACCCCGAUCCUGCAAUCCUUUGAUGGAGAGCAUAAAGUGAUGAGCUAUUUCCCAAGCAACUCUAGAUUUAUUGAUAUUGUAAACUUUGAAAUUGUUGAGGUAAAUGGAAAUGGAAGAUAUGUAGGCCUUGAGCCAAGAUGGAACUUUCCUCUGAUCCAUUUGAGAGAAGGUUCAGUUAUUCCCUAUCAAAAGUUUGGUGAAUCAAUGACAACUGAUGAACUUGUCUCUGAGCACUACACUCAGCUAUUGAUCUUCCCAGAUAGACACUUGAAUGCUGAAGGUACUCUUUACGUUGAUAGAGAUGGAAUCAGUCUGAGAGAGAUUUAUACUCACUCUUAUGAGUACUAUAGAAUUACUUUCAGUGACAAGAUGAUCAGAAUUGCUCUGAUAGAUGGGUAUGAUGCCUCUGGAAAACUCGACAUGAACCAGAUUGUUAACAACAUCACUAUUGUUGAUGCUGAGAGGUACAACGACACUGAUUUUGCAUGCAUUUUUGAUGAGAAUAUGGAUUCAACUCCUAUAGGUUUUGUGUAUAAUGAUGACACAAAGACAAUUAACUUUAUUCCUAAAGGAGAUGAUCAAGUGAUUGAGAUUAGGUCUACUAGAGGAAUUCAAUUUGGGAAUUCCCAAAGAGAUGAGAGCUUCUGUAACCCUAAGUAUACAGUUUCCUAUAUUGUUUCGGAUGAACAAGGUGAAUAUGCCAACAAAAGAGUAAAAGUUAGUGUUGAUGCUACUCAUGUCGAUAUGAAUUCAUUUGAUGUUUACUUCUAUCUUCUUAAAGAUAACUUGAUCAAUGUUGACUUAGUGCCAUUAAUUGAGCCUGAGCCAUUUAGCAUCCCUGGUGAAGUUCUCAAUGAUACUCUUUACCCUGACCGUAAUUCCUCUGCUACUGAAAAUAUUAUGGAUUAUCUGAAUCUUCCAGAUGUUGGGGAAGACUUUUACUUUGAGAUUCAUACUAAGGGCAAUAAGAAAGAUCUGAUAUUUUCCACGAAAGGACAGCCCUUAGUCUAUACCAAUUAUUACAAAUCAAUGGGAGCCCAUGUGUACGGGACCAAAAUGUUCGGAAUCGGCCAAAGGAUCGGAGAAUUCUGGAAAACUGCUGGCACUUAUGCUGUCUGGAACAGAGGCGCUGAACAUAAGGUCGAUGAUGGGAUUAACCCCGGCAAGAAUCUCUACGGAUCACACCCUGUAUACUUCGUUCAGAGGAAGAAAGGAGGCAACGACUGGGUUGGUAUUUAUGAGCAUAACUCAGGUCCUCAAGAAUUUGUUGUAGAUUUUGAUGGAUACGGAAUUGACAUCACUAAUAUCAAAACUACUGGAAGAACUAACAUGUUCUUCAUGCUGAACGAAGAAAUUGAUAAAGUUAUUUCUAACUACUAUGACCUUGUCGGAAGGCCAGCUCUACCUCCAAGAUGGGCAUUCGGAUGGCACCAAUCCAGAUUUGGAUACAACACUACAGAUGUUCUCAGAGAAGUCCAUCAAGGCUAUGUUGAUGAUGAGUUACCUUUAGAUGGUCUUUGGAGCAGUGUCGAUGUUCUCAAAGAUUUCAGAUCAUUCACAGUUGAUGAAGAGAACUUCGAAGGAAUCAAAGAGUUCAUAAAUGAAAUCAAGGAGAAAGGAACUAGAUAUGUUCCUAUAAUUCAGUCAGGGAUUUCAGCUGGAAACAGUGACGCCUAUUUCGACGGAAUCAAAAAUGAUGUCUUCAUGAUGGCUCCAGGAGAUCAAUCAAACCCAAUUAUAGGAAGAAGUACAGCUGGAGAUGUUGUAUUUGUUGACUUCAUGUAUCACGGAGCUCCUAAUUAUUGGGCAGAACAGAUGAAAAAAUUGAACGAGAAACUUCCAUUUGAUGGAGUCUGGCUUGACAUGAAUGAGAUUACUAGCGAAUGUGAUGGAUACUGCUACAGGAAUCAGAGAGCAGAAGACCCAAUAGACAAUAGGCUCUUCUACUGGCCAGGAGGAAGAGAUCUUGAGCAAGGAACUGUCUCCAUUGAUGUCCAACACGAAUUUGGAGCUAAAGAACUUGAUACCCAUUCACUUUAUGGAUUCUGGCAAACUUAUUUUUCGAACAGACACUUUACUAAUUCUGAGAGAAGACCUAUGGUAAUCAGUAGGAGUACAUUUGCUGGAUCAGGAAAGUACGGAGGCCACUGGCUUGGUGAAAAUGAGUCUUGGCAUGAAAACAUGAAGCAAUCUAUUGAUAGCAUCCUUCUCUUCAAUAUGUUCGGUAUUCCAUUUGUAGGAGAUAAUGUUUGUGGAUUCAAAUAUGAUGUUGGAGUAGGAACAUGCACAAGGUGGUAUAAAGUUGCUGUUAUUUAUCCAUUCUCAAGGAAUCAUAACAAUUUUGGAACCGACCCUCAGGAACCAUUCAUUGACACAUUUGAUAUGAUUAUGGACAAAUCUCUUAAUGUAACAGCCACUCAAAUAAUGAGAAAGGCAAUGCUGACUAAAUAUGGACUGCAUAACUACAUGUACACUCAGUUCCAUAUUGCAUCGACAGAAGGUAGAGCUCCAAUCAAGCCAAUGUUCUUUAAUUAUCCAAGCGAGCCUUAUUCCUAUGAUUAUGUGAGCAACAGUGUUCUUGUAGGGGAUGCGGUUCUUGCUUCUCUAGAUCACACUAAUGGAGGAAGACAGUAUUACUAUUUCCCUGGAAGAGGCGAAAUCUGGUGUCCAAUUUGGAAGAUUGCUAAAUACGAAUGCCUCCAAGGAGGCUCUAGGACCUCAUCCAAGAUUCCUAUUGAUGAAAUCUGGCUACACAUCAGAGCUGGGCAUGUAAUCCCACUGCAGUUAAGCGAUGUUGAUAAAUUUGAUAACAUUACAGGAUUGAGAAGCUUAGAUGACAUGGCAAAUUAUUACACUGAUAUCGGAAUUCUCCUUGAUUCAGAUAAUGCAGCUGAUGGGGUCGUUAGAUUUGAUGAUGGAGAAACAACUGAUUUAGAGCAAUAUGAUGAAAUCAAGAUUCAUGCUCAGGGCGAUAUACCAUGGGUUGGCAAAAACACAAUAGAUAUCGAAUUUGAGAUAACGCAUGAAGGAACAACUGAAAUUACUAAUUCCCAGAGAAUAGGACACAUUCUUCUGUACAAUGCGAAGAAGCUAGGAUUUGUGAACAAAACUAAGGGAGAGAUAGUUGAUUAUGAUUAUAACGUAUUUGACGUCCUAGUAGAAUACGAUGAGAAGAUGGAUAUGUCCAGAAUUUCAUUUGCUUCUCCAAGCGCGUUGCCAAUCAAGAAGAUCAGGAAGGUGCAUCUACAACAGCCUUACUAAUUUUGGUUAAUUUGGUUGCAUUCAAUCUG
Molecule: messenger RNA, 5510 nt
Organism: Moneuplotes crassus
Lineage: Eukaryota; Ciliophora; Spirotrichea; Euplotida; Euplotidae
Source: the annotation of a GenBank genome assembly